Epinephelus moara (kelp grouper) is the source of this 7162-nucleotide messenger RNA. It is a transcript of the gene pcbp3, whose product is annotated as poly(rC) binding protein 3. Lineage: Eukaryota; Metazoa; Chordata; Actinopteri; Perciformes; Serranidae. Bases 736 to 1719 code for a protein of 327 amino acids. Gene Ontology annotation, molecular function: mRNA binding. The record is from RefSeq and is a predicted model, not a curated record. Gene Ontology annotation, cellular component: nucleus; cytoplasm. The transcript is spliced from 17 exons. Gene Ontology annotation, biological process: regulation of RNA metabolic process; regulation of gene expression.
UGAGUGACUCGGGGUUUUGGUGUCUGCCUCCGAGCGCGUGUGUGUGUGUGUAUGUUGGAGGGAGAAAAGAGAUAAAGAGAGAGAGAGUAAGGGAGGGAGAGGCAAGCAGCGUUUCUUCUCCCCCCUUUAGCCUCCCCGUCUCCCUGCUCCCUGUCACUCCAUCCUUCCUCCCCUCUCCUGGACCACCCUCCAGCCCUGCUUCGAGCCGGACCGAGACCCCCUACCACCCAGACCACCCCGGGACCCUUUGACUCUCCUCACUUCUCCGUCCCACCAACCAACACCUCUGAGCAGGAAUUUCUCUCCUCUCCUCCCCUGGAGUGCCAUCUGUCAACAACUCAACAGCACAAUAUCCGCUGAGUCCACUUCCACACUUUAGUUGAUCUUAAUACCCUUCUGCUGACCAAGCGCAGCAAAGUGCAUCAGCCAGACGUCCAGUCUCCCCGUUCUGCUGGAAGGCUGCCAGCCACAGGUCACAUGACCUGGAAGAAAAAACCUGGGAGACUUUUGGGAUCCCUUUUCGCAUGGGCUGGUUAUCAACCUGAAGGGAAGUCCAAAGGCUGAUGAACUGAUCUGUGUCCGUGUGAGACCACAUUGCUCUGGUGUCCUGUAUGCCCUGGGAACACAACGCCCAGUGCAAAUCUGGUGACUGGCUGGCUGGAAUACCACGCUACUCCUUCUCCUUCUGAGGACAUCCCAUUCCAGGACGGUGCUUUGCUCUCACUUCCUCACAGCAUGGAGCCAACCAAAGUCCAGUCAGAGGGUGGCCUCAAUGUCACCCUUACCAUCCGCCUCCUCAUGCAUGGAAAAGAGGUUGGAAGCAUAAUUGGAAAGAAGGGGGAAACAGUAAAAAAGAUGCGAGAAGAGAGCGGGGCACGAAUCAAUAUUUCUGAGGGGAACUGUCCAGAGAGGAUUGUCACCAUUACCGGACCAACAGACACCAUCUUCAAAGCUUUUGCUAUGAUCGCCUACAAAUUUGAGGAGGACAUAAUCAAUUCCAUGAGCAACAGCCCAGCAACCAGCAAGCCCCCUGUCACCUUAAGGCUUGUAGUGCCAGCCAGCCAGUGUGGCUCCCUCAUAGGUAAAGGAGGCUCCAAAAUAAAAGAAAUGAGAGAGUCCACAGGGGCCCAGGUUCAGGUGGCAGGAGACAUGCUGCCCAACUCCACAGAGCGUGCAGUGACAAUCUCUGGAACCCCAGAAGCCAUCAUCCAAUGUGUCAAACAGAUAUGUGUGGUCAUGCUGGAGUCUCCACCAAAAGGUGCCACCAUCCCUUAUCGCCCAAAGCCCGCCUCCACCCCGGUCAUUUUUUCUGGGGGCCAGGCCUAUACAAUUCAGGGACAGUAUGCCAUACCACACCCAGAUCAGUUGACCAAGCUCCACCAGUUGGCUAUGCAGCAAACCCCCUUUACCCCUCUCGGACAGACCACCCCUGCUUUCCCUGGUUUGGAUGCCAGUCCACCAGCCAGCACCCAUGAACUCACCAUUCCUAAUGAUCUAAUAGGCUGCAUCAUUGGACGCCAGGGAACCAAAAUAAAUGAGAUUCGACAGAUGUCUGGAGCGCAGAUCAAAAUUGCAAACGCCAUGGAGGGCUCGUCAGAGCGCCAGAUCACCAUAACAGGGACUCCAGCUAACAUCAGCCUGGCCCAGUAUCUCAUCAAUGCCAGGUUCAGGGACGUGGCUGCCAUGUGGAAUGACCCCUCAUCCAUGACUACAUCCUGAAGUCACACCAAAUCUGCCUCUGUUUGCAGAAGCUAACAUCAAAACCACAACUGCUUCACAAUUAACCUCUACGUGUUAUCCCAUGGAACUUUCCUUAGACUCCCUUGGUUUUACAUAACACUUUAACAUUAGCCUGUGAGUGACCUAUAGUAAAAGUCAGACUAACAACACAGGGAUUCGUUUUAAAUGGAUGUAGCCAGUGUAUCAUUAAGAAUAGUUUGACAUUGUGGGAUAUUCAGUUAAGAUUAUUAAUAUAAUUGCAUUGAAUUAGAUAAGAAUAUCUAUACCACUCUCAUCUCUGUCACUUGAAUAUGAAGCUAGGAGAUAAUUAGCUUAGCUUAGCUUAGCUUAGCUUAGCUUAGCUUAGCAAAGGUUGGAAACAGCUAGCUUAACUCUUCCCAAUUCAUAUAGCAGCACAUCUAAAGUUAACUGAUUCACAUUGAAGGCAAGGCUUCAGGCUUCAUUGCUCCCCUCAGAGACGUAGUUUGACACACAGCCCCGUGUAAAAAGUCUUCCAAGCUAUACAGCCACAUAGGUCUUUUUGUUCUUACCAUCUAAUACUAUCCACCGGGGCAUUUCCUAAACUGGCGCUCCUAUUGGUGGACGAUAAAAUAGCUUGUAUAUGAACAGUAAUGGUUGCAGGUUUAAACAUGUGAUCAACAUUGUUAAACCAUUACAGUUGCGCCAAAACUGCGUGAUUAGGUUAAGGCAACAAAACUCCUUGGUCAGGCUUAGAAAAAAAGGCCACAGUUGGGCUUAAAAUUAGUACAUCUAUCACUGACAAAACGUAAAGUCCGUAUCUCACAUGACACACAUCACAUACUAAGACAGUCUGUGUAACAUUGUUAAAAUACAUCCAUAUUGAUUUUUGGUUUCACACAGGACAUGAACAGCAGUUCCUGAAUAAAAGUCCUGUGUUUGUUUGACCCAUUUACUUCCCUUCUGUCCCACGUCAUUUUUUCUAUGAAAUAAACAAACUCUGAUUUGUAAGUAAGUUUUAUGUGUGUUGGUGAGUCUGCUAACUUAAGGCAGAGCCAGGCUAGGUGUUUCCCCCUGUUUCCACUCUUUAUGCUAUGCUAUGCUAAGCUAAGCUUAGCUAACCAUCUCCUCACUUUAAUGAGCAGACUUGAGAGCGGUACUGAUCUUCUCAUUUUACUACAAGAAAUAGAGUGUAUUUCCCAAAUGUCACACUAUUCCUGCAAGUAUUUAUUUAGCAUGCCUCAUUCCAGGAACAAUAUAUAUUGUGUUUCUUUUUGUCAUUACUAUAUAGAUACAUUUACCUAUUAAUUCCUAUUGUGUCUGGAAAGAGUAAAAUGAAUAAAAAAUGUAAAAUGAACAAAAAAAGCAAAGAAAAAAAAAGGACUAAACACAUGACUGCCAAUUGAGCAAUGCUGUUAGAGAGAAGAGUGAUGUGAUGCCUCUGUCAGGGAAUACAGCAAUUUCUACACUAGACAUUUUUCAUUACACUACCAUUCUUUUCUGUCCACUGCAUGGCUUCAUGAGGGGGUUAGUAUUGCAUGGUUAUGUUACCAUAUUUUUUUUUAGAAGUUAAGAUGUUUUAUGUCAAAGGGUACAAUGAAAAUAUGUGUGUGAAAAGACAAACAAACAAACUGGUGCCAACAAGAAUUGGAGCACAAAGCCAGCCAUUGCAGCAUAACUUUCACUUUCAAGCGAAAGUUCCUCUUUCACAGCUGUAUUUUUAUUUUUUCUCUGUCUGCCUCCCCACCCUCCCCUCCCCCUGCUCCUCCUCCUCUCCCGCCUCCCCUGAACUGUUCUAGGCUGACGUCUGAAGUCACUGGAAUGGGCACACUCUAAUUUCUACCCAUCUUCCCUCAGUGCAUCACAUGACCUUUGAGCAAAUGGCAUUGCACCUAGUAUAUUUAUUAUUUCUCUGUAUUUGACUGUCCUGAUAUUUACGUGACUUUAACCUUUAUGAUUUCUAGUGUUUACCGUAAACACGUGUAUUUGCACUGUUACUAGGAUUCCUCACACCUAUCCUGUUGUUUCUGUUUCUGAAAGGUCGCUUUACUUUUUUGUCACUCUAGUACCUUUCAUGGCAUCUCAUGCACUGCACCAUUUUGUUUUUACCUCAUGUUGUAGCACAUCACUGUACUUUUCUGUUUUGCACUGCAGGCACCUGAAAGUAAAUGCAAAGUAAACCUAAAGACUGGUAUGACAAUUUAAACCAAGGUUGUCCCUCUUCCACCCCAUAGUCUAAUAUGCUGACACAUUUUUAUUCCAUAUUUUAACAACCUGUGUCAGUGCAUUAGGCUACUCACACAAAAGCUCAAUAAGCAACUCUAAACCAGGUAUUUUAUUCCUGUUUAUUUUAUACUGUGCGUUACUGUGUGCCUGUAGACAUAUGCCUGCUUGUCUUAGUGUUGUGUGUACACUAUAGAUUGAUCUGCAUGACACAUGAAACCUACUGCAUUUCCAAGUUAUUUCAAAAUCAUACAGGUAGAAAGGGAGACUGAACGGUGAAGGGGAACGGAACAAGCUGUGAACGUCUAUUUAUGAUCUGGAUGUGUCACUCUGACUCCAAUCUGAAAUGACCUCAUGGGCACAGGCCAAUAAACAUCCACUGUAAUGCACAAAUAUCCGUCUUUCUGAGUUUCAUGUGAGACCUGACAAGAAGGUUGGGCGGAAAAAAAUGAAAAUAAGCCAAGUAAAUGACUGCAGUGAAGAGCGAAAUCCAAAUGCAUGCUACAAAUAAAGCCCACUUUAUUCGCCCAUACUCAGCCAACAUAAUAUAAUCAUGUUAUCCAUGCUGCCAUCAUAACAGCUAUGUAUAAGAGGCAUGGGCCAUAUAAAGAGCUGAGAAUCAUCUAGUAUAUAUUUGCACUUAAUUUAAGGUUUCAGUAUUUGCCAUAAGGGCUGUUUUUCACAUCUGUUUGCAAGCCUGUGUUUCUGGUUAGCAUUUAUGACUCAUUGAAAACAUAUGUUACAUAUGUAUCUGCAAUGAACUAGCUGGUAUUGCAGGUUAUGUCAGCUCAUCAAGCUACAUACGUACAAGGCUUACAUAUACAUUUAUGUAUGACUCUGCGGUUGACGUGCAAUGCAGAAUCUCCUUGGUUACACCAUGUUUUAGCUACUAAUAAAUGCACACACACACACACACACCCAACCUGCAUCCCUGCUCAAACUGAAGCUGAAUGUAUUUCAAAAUGUUUUUAACUGCUAUCAAUAACAUGUCAUAUUCGAUCAAAACACCUUUGACGGUGUCUUUUUGGCAUUUAAAUAAGUAAAAUAAAUAUGAUGCAUAAUGAUGAAUACAGUAGAGAUGCUUAUUUAUCAAAAAGUUUUCAGUUUUUUAAGGUUGGGCAGUUUACUCUGAAAACAAUGUUUGUUAUAGAUGAUCUAUUUAAAAUUGUAAUCUGCAAAUUUUAAGACAAGAUACAUACAAUGUUAUGUAAUCUGAUUGUUUUCUAUUAUGUUAGAGUUCAAACAUAAACAAAGACUUUCCUUUGUGUUUUCAAACAUUUCAAUAGAUGGCCUCAUCAGUAUUUGCAGUUCUCAUUUCACCCUGUAUUUGAUGCCAUUCCUAGGGAAUUAAAUACAGAAGCUUGGUCAGUUGCCAUCAGCAGCUGAAUUCGAUGCACAAGGCACCCUUUAGUAUCUCUAUGAGAUGCACUGUGCUUUCAGCUGACCAUAAUGUCAACCCAUCCAUCGCAACAACGUAAUAUAGAGAGCAAGAAUGUCUAAGUAGGGCGGCAGGGGUUGUGGUGGUGAAUGGGUCUAACAAACAUGGACUUUAAUCCAGGAGACCACUGUUAGUGUCCGGUGUAAAAACAAAAGUCCAGUUUGUUUUAAUGUAGCCUUACAUAACUUAGGUAGACACAUGAGAUAAUUAAGUCACUCGUGUGAUGUAUUUCCGACACGUUACAUACUUAUUUUAACCCAGAACAUGAUUUUUUUCAAGACCUAAUCUAGUAGUUUUGUCCCCUGAAACUAACUGUGACCGUUUGACAAUGUUACACACGUGUUUCAUGUUUUACGCAGAGGAAAGCCUUUGUGUCAGUAUGAGAUGCAGAGGGGGCUGAUACAGCAUUGGUAUUUCACAACCUGCGAAUGACAACAGUUUGUUGUGUCUCGUGUGAAUGUUUAUUUUUUUCAACUACAUUACACAUUUAACAUCAUGUGACAUAAUGUCACAUGACGUACACCACAAAACACAGUCAUUGACUUAUUUAAGUCACGUAACAAACGUACUUAUUUAACUCAAACCCAUGAUCUUAUUUUCUAAACCUAACAAAGUAGUUUCAGGCCUACACCUUAAGUAGUUUUGGUAGGUUUAUUUUAAAAAGACACUACAUGUAACAAGCUGAUAUUGACAUGCCGUCCCUGAGCGUCCAAAACUGAUGCUAGAGGGGUACCUAGAGCACCAUAGUUUAAAUCUUUGGGCCACUGACCAAGCUGCCAUAUUUGAUGAGUUGGAAGUGAGAGCGUGUUGCUUACUUCAAAAUAUAGGCUAUAUGAUUUUUAAAAAGAUGAUAUUUAUACUAAUCACUCAGCAGUCAAACAUGACACUCCAAUAAGUAAUAUAAUGUUAAUCUGAUGGCUGUGUCUCACUGAUUGCAGGUAGCUACCAUUUUUAAUCCUCUUUAUCUUAAUACAACUAAAUCCCAAAGCCUGGAUAUGCAUAACUUACAGUAAUAACUAUAGAGAUGAUGUUUGGGGAAUAUUAUUUGCGUCAUUGCAAUUUAGGCUCAGGUACUUGGCUUUUGGUUUGAAUUGAUUAUACAUCAGUUACAAGUCAGUAAUACACUGUUGUUGUUGAAACAAGGCUGCUUUACAUUGAUACAUUUACAUUUCACAUGUAUACAUCGCUUCACAUUUACAUUACGAAUGUAAAUCUGUACAUAAGCGCUCAUCUGGCUGCAUUCAGAUGUGUUUCAGAUGAAUAAACUAAGGAAUCGCUGAUUGAGGGCUACCAGGUUUUUAUUAAUGUGUCAUAUAAAAACGUUUCGUUAUCUGCAGAAUCUGAUCAUUAAAGUUGUUUAAAAUCUUCUGUAAAGUGCACAUUACUAGUUGUGUUUGUAGGUUUAAGGUGUCUGCUGGUUGUGUGCAGGCAGGCCAGCAUAGAAGUCCUGCAGUCAGUCAUACUUUACAGUAUGACUGAUUUGCAAACAUCUCAGUUGCCUUUUAGAUUGUCAUAUCUUUCACAAUCAUGGCAUCGCUCAUGUGCUCAUCACUCUACAAAGCCGUGUACGUCAAACACCUCUUGUUGUGUUGUUUUUGUCAUUUUACUGAUGCAUUAACACUUUUUGUUACUGUGCUAGAGCAGCAAAAAAUUAAAGUCUAGCACUAUAUGAUGCUGUUUCAGCAAAUGUGUCUGAUCAUGUUUAAGUUUGAUCAUUUGCUUCUUGAAGGUCUGUAAUAGAUUUAUAAUUAUUUAUUGAGGUUGAUUCUGAAAUGUUUUGUAAAAAGAAGAGAAUAAAGUUUG